AUGUCUUGUUGCGCCAACGCCCCCUAUAUCGGCCCCCCCUUAGACCGGACCUGCUACGGCGGUUCCUUCAUCUUCUUCAUGCACCUCCUCAACUCCCUCAUCACCAAACAGUGCGAUGUGUCUGAAAUCUGUGAAAGAAUCAACCCGAGACCCCAACCUGACUCCGAAUACGACUUCGUGGUGAUCGGCGGUGGCGCUGGAGGCUCCGUGGUGGCGGCGAGACUAUCAGAAAUCCCCGACUGGAAAAUCCUCCUCAUCGAAGCCGGCGGCGAUGAACCCCCAGGUUCGCAAGUGCCAUCCAUGAUGAACAACUACGUGGGGGACUCCCAAAUGGAUUGGAGGUAUCGGACAGAACCGCAGGAGAUGGCCUGUCUUGGGAAACCCGGGAGGAGGUGUGAGUGGCCGCGAGGGAGGGUUUUGGGAGGAAGUGGGGUCAUUCAUGGGAUGAUGUACAUGCGGGGGCUUCCGAGCGACUACAACGAGUGGGAAGCAAGAGGGAAUGAGGGUUGGGGGUAUGAGGACGUGGUGGAGUACUUUAAAAAGUCGGAAGGGAAUAGGGAUGUUGGUGAUGGGAUUGAGAAGAAGUACCAUAAUAUUGAGGGUCCCAUGUUGGUUCAAAGGUUCCCAGAUCGGCCCGAAAUGGCCGAGGAUAUUUUAAGGGCGGGGGCGGAGUUGGGGUAUCCAGUGGUGGAGGAUUUAAACGGGGAGCAGCAUUGGGGGUUUACCAUCGCACAAGCAAAUAUUAAAAAUGGUUCAAGGUUGAGCAGUGCGAGGGCUUUUCUGCGUCCAGCCCGUGAUCGCCCAAACUUGCACAUAAUGCUCAAUUCAACAGCCACCAGAAUCAUGAUCAAGAGUAACGACACGGGAAAAUCAAUUUCAGCAGUGGAAUUUACUUCUAACAACCAGUCUUUUACCGUCAAUGUCAGACGUGAGGUUGUUGUCUCAGCUGGUGCUAUCAAUUCACCCCACCUUCUGCUACUAUCUGGAAUAGGGCCCAAAGAAGAAUUGGACAAAGUGGGGAUAGAACAGGUUCAUGAUUUGCCAGGUGUUGGACAAAACCUCAAAAACCACGUCUCGUUUGCGUUAAAUUACCAAUUGAAAAAAAUUAAAAACUAUAAUGACCUCAAUUGGGAUAGUGUUAAGGAGUAUUUGGCGGGUCGAAAAGGGCCCAUGUCUUCUACUGGAGUCACUCAAGUCGCAGCCAGGAUCAGUUCUGAGUAUGCUGAUCCUGAUGGCAGAAAUCCCGACUUGCAAUUCUUCUUUUCGGGGUAUUUGGCGCAGUGCUCGCUCUCAGGUGGAGUCAAGGAAUCGGAAGAUCCGACAAAAUCUCAAGCUGCGAAGAGUUUUACCAUUAGACCAACUUUGUUGAGACCAAGAAGCAGAGGUUUUAUCGGAUUGAAGUCCAAAGAUCCGAAGGACUCUCCUCUUAUGCAGCCAAAUUACUUGACAGAUGACGAAGACGUGAUAAGAAUGGUUGCAGGAAUUCGGAUUGCACAGGAUUUGGCAAAUACUAAUGUCCUUACUAGGAAAUAUGGCAUACAAAUGGUAGAAAACAAUUAUGGGGACUGUUCUCAAAAUUACACUUUUGACUCGGAUGAAUUCUGGGCAUGUGCCUUGAGAUAUGACACAGGUCCAGAAAACCAUCAGUCUUGUUCUUGUAAGAUGGGUCCGUCUUCGGAUCCCACAGCGGUGGUAGAUCCCAAAUUGCAAGUUCAUGGAAUCGAAGGAUUGAGAAUUAUGGAUGCGUCAGUGAUGCCUACAGUGCUCUCGGGAAAUACUCAUGCAACUGUUGUGAUGAUUGCUGAGAAAGGAUCUGAUUAUAUUAAGCAGAAAUGGUUAACGCAAUAAAAUUUUUAAAUACAA
This is a messenger RNA of Tribolium madens (black flour beetle), 1863 nucleotides long. RefSeq names its product glucose dehydrogenase [FAD, quinone]-like. Lineage: Eukaryota; Metazoa; Arthropoda; Insecta; Coleoptera; Tenebrionidae. The transcript is spliced from 3 exons. Gene Ontology annotation, molecular function: flavin adenine dinucleotide binding; oxidoreductase activity, acting on CH-OH group of donors. The record is from RefSeq and is a predicted model, not a curated record. Bases 1 to 1848 code for a protein of 615 amino acids.